Gekko japonicus is the source of this 1206-nucleotide messenger RNA. RefSeq names its product electron transfer flavoprotein beta subunit lysine methyltransferase (gene ETFBKMT). The transcript has 4 exons. Lineage: Eukaryota; Metazoa; Chordata; Lepidosauria; Squamata; Gekkonidae. Gene Ontology annotation, molecular function: protein-lysine N-methyltransferase activity. Gene Ontology annotation, cellular component: mitochondrial matrix. Gene Ontology annotation, biological process: peptidyl-lysine trimethylation. The record is from RefSeq and is a predicted model, not a curated record. The coding region runs from base 119 to 913 and encodes 264 amino acids.
GUUUAAAGGCAAGGAUUUGCAGGAAAGCCUCGUAUUCAUGCGGCACCAGUAUAUUAAGCAAGAGCCCCAUUUCUAAUGUCCUGAACAACGAUUGGAACGGAGGUUCCCAUGAGAGGAUAUGAUUUCCUGGGGCUGGAGAUGGCAGAUUCACCGAUGUGGUAAAUAUGUCUUCGGAAACGCAUCCUGGCAAAAGAAUCGAAGCCUCCAUUUGCCUUGGAGGUGUUGUCACCAGGGGACUUCUGGGAGCCUCCUCUAUCCAGAGAUAAGGAAGUUUUUGGAAGAGAACACGGAAAUCACCAGCAGUGGGAAUCUGACACCGGAAAUCAAGUUACGGCUGCUGACCCCUCGUUGCCAAUUCUGGAAGGAAAAAGCUGCCUUGUGGCCAUAUAAAGAACCCUACUGGGCAAUCUACUGGCCUGGAGGUCAAGGACUAUCGAGAUACCUUCUCGAUAACCCCAACAUUGUCCACAUGAAGAAAGUUCUAGAUCUCGGAAGUGGCUGCGGAGCAACAGCCAUAGCAGCUGCGAUGAGCGGUGCUACUGACGUUGUUGCCAACGACAUCGACCCUAUUGCAGGAGCUGCCUUAACAAUGAACUGUGAAUUGAACAACCUGAAUCCCUUCCCUUUCCUAAUGGGCAACCUGAUUGGUUCAGAGGUUGACAGCUGGGAUGUCAUUGUCCUAGGGGACAUGUUUUACAGUGACAAGCUUGCGGACAGCCUCCAUCAGUGGCUGAAGAAAUGUAUUCACGCACAUGGGACUAAAGUGCUAAUUGGGGACCCUGGCAGGCAUCACUUUGUGAGCCACCAAAUUCAGAGUCAGUUGCACAAACUCACAGAGUACGCUCUCCCAGAAUUAACCCAACAAGACAACAAUGGGUCCACCAGCACUACAGUUUGGAAUUACGGGUGUUGACUCCCGUUGGCCCCCAAAUGCUGGAUUACAUUGUGCAACUCAAGCCACAUUGCUUUGUUUUUGGCACAUCCAGAUUUUGGUUGAAGCUAGUAAAUAAAUCAUUUUGCUGUGACUCAGCUGAAGAGCUUAUUUACACAAAUCAGGACAAAAGUGAUAAAUAUUUUUCCCAUAAGGCUUACAUAACUCAGUGAAAAACAAACUUGUGCGUGCCAAUAUGUAGCCGAUGUUUUCUUUUAUAAAAGGUCACCAAGACCCAGUGAAAAUUAAUUAUUGCUCUGGUUUUGUAAAUAUAA